AUGCCCAAUAAAGACAUUGCAGCAUGGAAUGCUUUGCUCACGGCAUAUGCUCAGAAUGGAAAUCUACACAAAGCAUCUCAAGUAUUUAAUAGCAUGCCUUAUGUAAACACAGUUUCAUGGGCUGUAAUGCUGACCGCACUUGCCAAAGCCGGGCAUCUAGUAGAGGCACGAAAGAUGCUCAAGGACAACCCAGAUUCAAAUCUUGUGGCAUGGACCGCCAUGCUCAAGGCAUAUUCCCGGAAUGGCCUGCUGGUGCAGGCUGCCGCUGUGUUUGAGCGCUUGCCGCUACGUGACUUGAUCGCCUGGAACGCAAUGCUCUCGGCAUUAUUCCAGAAUCGGCAUCUAGAGGAAUGUUCCCACUUCUUCUUUGUGGAAAUGCCAGAGCACGACCUCGUCUCGUGCACGAUUGUUCUUGCAGCUCUCACAGAAAAUGGAGAGAUUGAAAAGGCAAAGUCCCUGUUUGCGACUCUUCCAGAGAGAAACAUCUUUGCACAUAAUGCCAUGAUCUCCGCAUAUUCAGCGGGAUUGCAUCUACGAAAUGCCCAAGAGAUCUUCAGAUCCAUGCCUGUUAUUGAUCUCGUCACUCUCAAUACGAUGCUCACUAGCUUUUCUGCCGCAGGAGAAAUCGAUCAGGCUAGAGCACUCUUUGAUCAAAUGCCAGCAAGCGAUCUGGUUUCAUGGACUACGAUCCUAGCACUGUAUGCCCAGAACGGGCAUAUUGAAGAAUCUCAAAGAAUCUUUACUAGAAUGCCACAGUACGAUCAGAUCGCUUGGAACGCAAUUCUUGCGACGUAUGCUGAUCACCGCCAACUUGAUUACACCUCUUAUUUCUUCUGGAAAAUGCCGGUGAGAAACACUGCCUCUUGGAACACAUUCCUUGCAGCAAAUGCCAAGAGUGGGGCAUAUUCGCAAACGGUGUCUCUUUUCCAGGCAAUGCCCGAGCAGAAUCUCAUCUCGUGGAGCUCGAGGCUCGCCGCAUGCACACGACGAAGGGCAUAUUCCAUGGAGGCACUGCGAAUCUUUCACGCAAUGGAGAUGUUUCACUCGCCGGACGUGGCGUGCUUCACGUCGGUUCUCAUCUGUUGCAGCCAUGGAGGCAAAUUGGAGCUCGCCCGUGGCUUGUUUGUGUCGAUGAGCUUGGACUUUGGAAUCGCUCCUUGCGAGCAGCACUACUGCUGCCUCGUAGAUCUUCUGGGCCGUGCUGGGUUUUUGCUCGACGCGAGAGAUCUCGUCACAAGCAUGCCUUUUGUUCCCAGGCUUCUCAGCAUGACUUGCUUCCUGGCUGCUUGUAGAAGCCACAGGAACGUCGAGCAAGGUGCUCUAGCUGCGAAGCUUGUGAUUCGUGAGAGUGUGAGAGAUAGCUGUGGCUAUGCAUUGCUUGCCAACGUUUACUCUGUGUAG
Selaginella moellendorffii is the source of this 1401-nucleotide messenger RNA. RefSeq names its product pentatricopeptide repeat-containing protein At4g02750-like. Gene Ontology annotation, molecular function: protein binding; RNA binding. Gene Ontology annotation, biological process: RNA modification. Bases 1 to 1401 code for a protein of 466 amino acids. The record is from RefSeq and is a predicted model, not a curated record. The transcript has a single exon. NCBI's taxonomy places the organism in Eukaryota, Viridiplantae, Streptophyta, Lycopodiopsida, Selaginellales, Selaginellaceae.